Archocentrus centrarchus (flier cichlid) is the source of this 5246-nucleotide messenger RNA. RefSeq names its product cytoplasmic linker associated protein 2 (gene clasp2). Gene Ontology annotation, cellular component: spindle microtubule; basal cortex; mitotic spindle. The coding region runs from base 507 to 5153 and encodes 1548 amino acids. Gene Ontology annotation, biological process: establishment of mitotic spindle localization; mitotic spindle assembly. Lineage: Eukaryota; Metazoa; Chordata; Actinopteri; Cichliformes; Cichlidae. Gene Ontology annotation, molecular function: microtubule binding. The record is from RefSeq and is a predicted model, not a curated record. The transcript is spliced from 46 exons.
AUUGUGCAGGCUGGCUGUGCGGUGCCCGAAGACCCAUCGGCCUGAUCGUUGAUCGGUUGCGCCUCCUGGUGAACUGCAGUCCCCGGCAAAACGUAGCUGAACAGCGUAAGCGGCGUCAGCGGAGGUUAUUCUUAAGAAGAAACCAGUUACCGCGGGACGACCUGAGCUCUUGUUGUGGAAGUUUGGUGCAACUUUGCCCCGGACGGAGUUGACGUUGGGAGUGUUUAAAGCUGGUGGUUAUGGAAUAGAGGAGCGGAGUGAGGCCUGCGGAUAACUGACGUUAGCUAGCUGAGCUAGCUUUUGUGAAGCUGUCCAUAUUUGUUUUGGGUGGCUGUGCUAACUGUCUAGGGAUCGCACGUUGAUGAUUAAAAAUCAGGUAGACGCAGACCAGACCGCACAGUGUCUCUGCCCCUGUAAGGGUCGAGUCCUUAGCACCCCGUCCCGCCGACCACUGUCUCCUGACUCCGGCUGGCUCCAGAGGCUGGCCGCACGGCACUGAGUGCCCAAUGGAGGAACAUGACAGCAUGGACUAUUUUUAUCAGCAGGUACUUCAGAAAGAUGUUACCCGUAGGUUGCAAAUCGGACAGGACCUCAUUGAUUACCUGAACGACCCUCAGCGCUCCCCGGACGUGGAGCAGGACAAACCCCGGCUAGACAAGACCAUAGACGAGUUAACGGGAUGGGUGAACUCCAGCAAUUUCAAGGUGGCAUUGUUGGGGAUAGAUAUCUGCGGGGCAUUUGUGGACCGCAUGGGAGAGCGGUUUAAAGGAUACCUCGGCACAGUGUUGCCAGCCCUGGUGGACAGGCUGGGUGAUGGGAAGGACCAGGUCAGGGAGAACAGCCAAGCCCUCAUCCUUCGCUGCAUGGAGCAGACUACCUCGCCCAUGUAUGUUUGGGAAAGGCUACUUCCUGGUUUUAAGCACAAGAACUUCCGCUCUCGGGAAGGAGUCUGCCUCUGUCUCAGUGCCACGCUCAGCACGUAUGGAGCCCAGCCGCUGAGCCUCAGUAAAAUAGUUCCUCAUCUCUGCUCUCUGACAGGAGACCAAAACCCACAGGUACGUGAGGCGUCCACAACAACACUGGUGGAUGUUUAUCGUUACGUUGGAGAGAAGGUCAGAGCAGACCUUGGAAAAAGAGGGCUUCCAGCUGCACGGUUACAGACGAUAUUUGCUCGUUUUGAUGAAGCCUUGAAUUCAGGCAACAUGGCUCUCAGCCCGAGUCACGAUCGUAGUUUUGAUGACGACGACAGUGUGGAUGGAAGUCGCUCUUCCUCGGCCCAAGCUGCCUUCAAGGUUCCCAAAGUUCCCAAAAAGACUGCAGAGUCGUCCGCUGCACGCAGGCCCAGCGCUACUGGUGGCAAGCUAGUGUCCAAGGAAAGUGCCGGAGCAGUUGAUGAAGAGGAUUUCAUAAAGGCCUUUACAGAUGUCCCUGCUGUCCAGAUCUAUUCAACAAGAGAUCUUGAGGACAACCUGAAUAAGAUCCGUGAGAUUUGCUCUGAUGACAAACACGACUGGGACCAGAGAGCCAAUGCUCUUAAGAAAAUCCGCUCACUGCUGGUGGCAGGGGCAGCCAACUACGACUGCUUUUACCAGCACCUACGGCUACUAGAUGGAGCCUUUAAAUUGUCCGCUAAAGACCUGCGCUCACAAGUGGUCCGAGAGGCGUGUAUCACUGUGGCCCACCUUUCAUCAGUGUUGGGGAAUAAAUUUGACCACGGAGCGGAAGCCAUCGUUCCCGUCCUGUUUAACCUCAUUCCCAACUGUGCCAAAGUCAUGGCCACCUCUGGUGUCUCAGCUAUCCGCAUCAUAAUACGGCAUACCCAUGUCCCCAGGCUCAUCCCUCUGAUAACCAGCAACUGCACAUCCAAGUCUGUGGCAGUAAGAAGGCGCUGUUAUGAUUUCUUGGACCUUCUGCUACAGGAAUGGCAGACCCACUCUCUAGAAAGACACACUGCAGUCCUGGUUGACAGCAUCAAAAAAGGAAUUAGAGAUGCCGACUCAGAGGCCAGAGUGGAGGCUCGCAAGGCCUACUGGGGUCUGAGGAACCAUUUUCCAGGAGAAGCUGAUGCUCUUUACAAUUCCUUAGAGCCUUCAUACCAGAAGACCCUUCAGUCCUGCCUGAAGAGCUCUGGCAGCGUGGCCUCACUUCCCCAGAGUGACCGCUCCUCAUCUUCCUCUCAAGAGAGCCUAAAUCGGCCUCUGUCUUCUAAAUGGUCAGCAGCUCCAGGGCGAGUCCCUGCGGGUUCAAAGGGUGGGGUGUCGUCGACCUCCCUGCAGCGGUCCCGUAGUGAUGUGGAUGUAAACGCAGCAGCAGUUGCUAAGUACCGGCACGUCGGACAAUCUGGGGGAGCGGGCCGUCUGCCCCCCGGGUCCUACUCCUCACUGGAUGAUGCCUCUGAUAAAACGGAUGGAACCAGAUCAGACAAUGGUCGCGUACGUACCAAACAACCCUUGUCUACAGCCAGCAGCGUGUCAAGCCAGGUGGACUCACGAGGACGCAGCCGCACCAAAAUGGUGUCCCAGUCGCAACGAUCUCAGUCUGCUACCCCUGUCGGUGCUGGCAGUCGGAGUGGCUCCCCCGGUCGUGUGCUGACAAGUACGGCUCUGAGCACCAUGAGCUCCGGGGCUCACAGGGUGCUGCCUGGAUCCAGCGGGGAUGGACACAGACGCAGCCGCAUCCCCCGCAGCCAGGGCUGCUCCAGAGACUCUUCCCCCACCCGCCUGUCUGUCGCUCCUUCUAGCAUUAGUUCCAUCUACAACGGAGCAAGCAGAGGAGCUCGGGGCAGUCGUAUCCCGCGGCCCAGUAUGAGUCAGGGCUGCAGCAGAGAGGCCAGCAGGGAGAGCAGCCGGGACACCAGCCCCGUACGCUCCUUCACACCCCUUGCGACACGGAGCUACUCUCGCUCCACCGGAGCUCUCCACACACCUGAUGCUUUUGGGGCUGCAGGAUCAGGUUUUGGCAUCAGUCAGUCGAGCCGUCUUUCUUCUUCAGUCAGUGCCAUGAGGGUCCUGAACACUGGCUCGGAUGUAGAAGAGGCUCUUGCAGAUGCACUGCUGUUGGGAGACAUGAGAUCUAAGAAGAAGCCAGCACGGCGGCGGUAUGAGAACUACGGCAUGUACUCCGAUGACGAUGCCAACAGCGAUGCAUCCAGUGCUUGUUCAGAGAGAUCCUACAGCUCCAGAAAUGGAGGAGCCAUCCCCACCUACAUGAGACAAACAGAGGAUGUAGCUGAGGUGCUGAAUCGUUGUGCCAGUGCCAACUGGUCUGAGAGAAAGGAAGGGCUACUGGGCCUUCAGGCUUUGCUGAAAAACCAGCGCACCCUCAGUCGGGUUGAAUUGAAGAGGCUCUGUGAAAUCUUCACCAGGAUGUUUGCUGACCCUCACAGUAAGCGAGACUCCGGCAGGGUGUACGGCACGGCAGAAUCCGGUAUAAGCUCAGCCUCCUUCAAGAGAGUAUUCAGUAUGUUCUUGGAGACGCUGGUAGAUUUCAUCCAGGUCCAUAAGGACGACCUGCAAGACUGGUUGUUUGUCCUGCUUACACAGCUGCUGAAGAAGAUGGGAGCGGACCUGCUGGGCUCCGUGCAAGCCAAAGUCCAGAGAGCCCUGGAUGUCACAAGAGAAUGUUUUCCCAAUGACCUCCAGUUUACUAUUCUCAUGAGGUUCACUGUGGACCAAACACAGACGCCCAACCUCAAGGUGAAGGUGGCUAUUCUGAAGUACAUCGAGACACUGACGUUACAGAUGGAAGCUCCAGACUUUGUGAACUCCAGCGAGACUCGACUGGCUGUUUCCCGCAUCAUCACCUGGACAACUGAACCCAAGAGCUCUGAUGUCAGAAAGGCAGCCCAGUCGGUGCUAAUCGCCCUGUUCCAGCUCAACACUCCAGAAUUCACCAUGCUGUUGGCAGCUCUGCCCAAGACCUUCCAGGACGGGGCCACCAAGCUGCUUCAAAACCACCUGAAGAACACAGGCAAUGCUGCACAGGCACCAAUGGGCAGCCCUUUGACACGUCACACCCCACGAUCACCAGCCAGCUGGUCCAGUCCAGUCACUUCCCCCACUAACACGUCCCAGAACACCCCCUCACCAUGUGCUUUUGACUAUGACACAGAAAACAUGAAUUCAGAGGACAUCUACAGCUCACUGAAAGGUGUCACCGAGGCGAUCCAAAACUUCAGCGUUCGCAGCCAAGAAGACAUGAAUGAACCCGUCCAGCGGCGAGAUGGAGAGGAGGGGGGCAGCGGGAUAGAUGGAAGAGUGUCAGAAAUGGGCGACAGCGGCCGCAUGGCUCUCGACAACAAGACUUCACUCCUCAACACCCCCCUGCUCUCCUCCAGCCCCCGAGUAUCCCGCGAGCACUUCUCUGACUCUCCCUUCAAACACAGCCGCAAAGACACCAGCCUGGACGACUCCGAGCAUCUCACCGACGACAGCAGCCUGGACCAGUCGGAGCUGGUGGCUGAGCUGCUCAAGGAGUUAUCCAAUCACAACGAGCGCAUAGAAGAGAGGAAGGCGGCACUGUGUGAGCUGCUGAAGCUAAUCCGUGAAAACACCCUGCAGGUGUGGGAUGAACACUUCAAGACCAUCCUGCUGCUACUCCUCGAGACAAUGGGCGACAGAGAGCAUGUGAUCCGAACGCUGGCUCUGCGGGUGCUGAGGGAGAUUCUCAGCAAGCAGCCCUGGAGGUUUAAGAACUACGCAGAACUCACCAUCAUGAAGGCCCUGGAGGCUCACAAAGACCCUCACAAGGAGGUGGUACGAGCAGCUGAGGAGACAGCAGCCAUGUUGGCAUUGUCCAUCAGUCCAGACCAGUGUAUCAAGGUGUUGUGUCCCAUUAUCCAGUCAGCUGAUUACCCCAUCAACCUGGCUGCCAUCAAGAUGCAGACCAAAGUGGUGGAGAGGAUUCCUCGCGAAGGCCUGAUCAGCCUGCUGCCAGAGAUUGUGCCAGGACUCAUACAGGGUUACGACAACUCUGAGAGCAGCGUGAGGAAAGCCUGCGUGUUCUGCCUGGUGGCCAUCUAUUCAGUGAUAGGAGAGGACCUCAAACCUCACCUCAGCCAACUCUCCAGCAGCAAGCUGAAGCUGUUGAACCUGUACAUCAAGCGCGCCCAGUCCGGCUCCACUGGCAGCGAGCCCCCAGCCGAGGGGCUAUAGGAAACAGAGCGCCAUCCCACAGGGCAACUACAGAACUGCAACUAUGCCCACCUUCAAACAUACAACAUAAACCAUCCGUUCAUGAGAACACAG